This is a messenger RNA of Nasonia vitripennis (jewel wasp), 1882 nucleotides long. Its product is annotated as speckle-type POZ protein-like. Gene Ontology annotation, biological process: regulation of proteolysis; proteasome-mediated ubiquitin-dependent protein catabolic process. The transcript is spliced from 3 exons. The coding region runs from base 274 to 1524 and encodes 416 amino acids. Gene Ontology annotation, molecular function: ubiquitin protein ligase binding. The record is from RefSeq and is a predicted model, not a curated record. NCBI's taxonomy places the organism in Eukaryota, Metazoa, Arthropoda, Insecta, Hymenoptera, Pteromalidae. Gene Ontology annotation, cellular component: cytoplasm.
GUUAGUACUCAGUUUAGCUCUGGACUCCGAUCAGUCAACACCCUGUGGAACUUGAGACGCUACCAUCUUCAUUCCGUGCUAGGAAGUCGCAGCAAUCGCACUUACUCCGACAAUCUGCAAAGGGCAGUCGAUCGUCUUAGUCCUCAGUUUAGCUCUGGACUCCGAUCAGUCAACACCCUGUGGAACUUGAGACGCUACCAUCUUCAUUCCGUGCUAGGAAAGUCGCAGCAGUCUUCUUCAAAUCAUACUUGAAUUAAUCGAGGAAUAGACAGGAUGAUGUCCAUUAAUGACAAGGUGGCAACAAAGCGUAUGACCUUUUAUCCGCUUAGCAUAAAUAGCACCUUACAUCUCAACAAAUUCACCUUCUGCUGGAAGAUAGACCAUUUUGAAAGAGUCCUGGAUGUAUUCAAGAAUGAAUCACAACUGAGCUCUCCGAUAUUUCCACCGGAGAAUAGUAACGGCGUCGAAUGGAGCCUUCUUCUCUAUCCCAACGGCGAAAAUCCCAAAUGCACCGACUACAUUUCUGUUUUCUUGGCGCUUCAACUCGGAUAUCCAAACACGAUCAUCGACUUCACAAUCGCACUACUCGACGACAAGGGUAAUACGCUUGAAAGACGUAGCAUCGAAGACGCAGAGUUCAAAACCGGGCACUUUAACAUAUGCUGGGGUUUCUAUAACUUUUGUUCCAAAGACAAAUUGCACUCAGUACUAAACGAUCAAUCGAUCAGUAACACGAUAACGAUCUCCUGUGAGAUUGAUUACAAAACCGGUCGUCAGGAUACCGGUCCCAAAUACUUGAGUAAUAUGGCUGAUAUGCUGGAUAGCGGUAGGUUCAGCGACGUUACACUCAUUUGUCAGGGUAAAAAGUUCAAGGCGCAUAAAAUGAUGUUGGCCUUGAGAAGUCCGGUAUUCUCGGUUAUGUUCGAGCACGACAUGAAGGAAACUAGGGAAAGUGUCGUCGAGAUUCCAGACGUCGAGCCAGAAAUCAUGCAGGAGUUACUACAGUUUAUUUACAACAAAAAAGUAGACAAACUCGAGGAACACGCUUGCCCUCUCUUAAUCGUCGCUUCCAAAUACCAAAUUGAAGACCUAUCGGACAUGUGUCAAAAAUUAUUAAUCAGUAAUCUGAAUACCAAAAACGUUCUCAGUAUGCUAACUUUCGCCGAUUUCUACGACGCAAAAAAAUUGAAGUCGAAAGCCAUUAGUUUCGUACUGGCAAACAUAAGAGAAGUAGUCUCGACGCCAGAGUACGUUAGACUGGGGGUGUCGCAUGGUCAUUUACUUCAAGAAAUCCUCACUGCCAUGGCGCUGAGGGAGGGGGAAGUAACGGAAUUGAAGAAAUCAAAAUUCGUCAAAUGUUUCACAUCUGAAGACUUUGAUCAUUAUCCAACGCAAACCAGGAUGACAAGAAGAUCCCAAUUGGCAAGCGAUCAUGACUCUUUUUAUGUAACGGAUCCGAGACGAAUGGUGGGCUCAUCACACCUAUAUACUGGAAAAUUCUCCGAGCAGCUGCUUCACAUAUGAGCAGCAACUGUACGACGGCAGCGCCAGACUGAAAAGGCUGCUGCUCCAUUUUAACCCGGUUUAGUAAGUAAGAUUCCUAUCAAGUCCAAAAAACGGAUUGGGAUGAUAGGAUUCGAAUCCACGACCCCUCGAGAUGGGUCAGAUAGUUCAGGAGCCAUCAUCGCACCUGUGUAUUAGGUUCACUAAUACUUAGCUAAGGAUAUGAAGGACAACUACCAAUAUAUCCUACCUAAAAAUAGAAAAGAUUUUGAAUUCGAAGUUUCACUUUUAUAAGAAUAUAACCGAAUAUGAUAUAUAAGAAUAUACACUUUUUUUAAGUAAAUAAUAGAAUAAUAAAAAGCUACGCAAAGAUAAAAAA